This is a messenger RNA of Hibiscus syriacus, 529 nucleotides long. RefSeq lists its product as uncharacterized. The transcript has 4 exons. The coding region runs from base 47 to 529 and encodes 160 amino acids. The record is from RefSeq and is a predicted model, not a curated record. Lineage: Eukaryota; Viridiplantae; Streptophyta; Magnoliopsida; Malvales; Malvaceae.
CUCUUCCCAUUUUUCUUCCUUGUAAGAUUAAAGCUCUUCAAUUCUUAUGUCUUCACUUUCGUUCUUCGUUCUCCUUUAUCUUUCUUUGCAUGCAUGCAAUGCUCGCCGUCUAGGGUUUUUCGCUCAAGAGAUCGGCGACCGUGUCGAUUUUCUUGCCAGUAAGGAUGCCAAUAAGCUGAAAGCUCAUACGUUAGAGACGGAGCCUGCAAUCUCAAAGAAACUACAAACAGUACAAGUUGGGGCAAAAUCUGUGAAGCAAGCACUUUUGAGCCCUUUUCUUCAGGAAAAAGAAGAUGUUGCAAAUCCAAUUUCAGCAGGAUAUGGAAUUAUCAGUUCUUCUCGGGUUGAUUUGCAAAACGUGGAAAAAGCAGAGGGAUUAAAGAGAGCAAAAGCAAGAUUGAUGUUGGGAGCUGGGGUUGAGGAAGCUCUGGAUUGCAAGGAAAAGGAUAACGUUGGGGACAUUGAUGUAAUGGAUUAUGCACAACCCCAUCGGAAACCUCCUAUUCAUAAUCAAAAUAUAAAACAUUAA